AAGUGGAUGUGACAAAGGUCACCUUCGGCGAGCAAGAAGAAGGAGUGGAGGAAGAUGGUGAGAGCAUGUCAGCAGACUUCCGUCCUCAGAUCAAACUGAGGUGGGAGGAUGAUGCAGACGGUCUUGCUGUUUUUCCUCCACAGUUUGAUUUCGAGUUCGUUGCAGUGGAGGAAGAAGGAGCAGAGGUAGAAGAAGACGAAGUGGAGGCAAGAGUAGAAGGAGCUGGAGUGGAUGAUAAUCAACCAAUUCCAGAAGUGGAGAUUCAUCCAGUUCCUUCUGACGAGGAGGAGCCUCCUCUGCCAGACGAGCAGCAGCCAACACAGCCACCUCGUCCAGCUGAACAGGAGCCAGUGGAGCCACCUCUCCCUGAAGAAUAAUUUGUUUGUUUUUUAAUUUUUUGAUUUCUUGUAAAGACAUUUAUAGCUUGUAAUCUUUAUUUUAAUUGAAAUGAAAAUUGAUAUUUGAAAUCAUGUGUUUGUUUAUAUUCGCUUUACAUUUGUGGUAUUAUUUUUUAUUAAUAAAAGAACUGAGAUUGU
This is a messenger RNA of Rubroshorea leprosula, 536 nucleotides long. The record is from the annotation of a GenBank genome assembly. NCBI's taxonomy places the organism in Eukaryota, Viridiplantae, Streptophyta, Magnoliopsida, Malvales, Dipterocarpaceae.